This is a messenger RNA of Pseudophryne corroboree (corroboree frog), 3269 nucleotides long. RefSeq names its product advillin (gene AVIL). Gene Ontology annotation, cellular component: cytoplasm; actin cytoskeleton. Gene Ontology annotation, molecular function: phosphatidylinositol-4,5-bisphosphate binding; actin filament binding. The coding region runs from base 212 to 2680 and encodes 822 amino acids. The record is from RefSeq and is a predicted model, not a curated record. The transcript has 20 exons. Lineage: Eukaryota; Metazoa; Chordata; Amphibia; Anura; Myobatrachidae. Gene Ontology annotation, biological process: actin polymerization or depolymerization; barbed-end actin filament capping; cytoskeleton organization.
UGUCUGCAGAUUCAAUGCUUUCCACGUGGCUCUGGGUGUGACCCACAAGGGGCAGGGUAGUGUGCCAGCUGUACGCCUCUGCUGGCAUUGUCAGGGCUGUGAUGUACAGUUAUCACACUGGAUUGUGUCUUGGGAAGGAAAGCUGCUUUGUGUUUGGUUCUGCAUAGAUCCUGCCUCAUCAAGUAGUGCAUAGUCAAAGCUGCUGGAAAACAUGGCACUCAGUGCUGCGUUUAAAGCCAUCACUAAAACCCCGGGGCUUCUUAUUUGGAGAAUUGAGAAAAUGGACCUGGUGCUGGUGCCACAGAAAGCUCAUGGGAACUUCUAUGAAGGGGAUUGCUACCUGCUGCUCUCCACGAGAAAAUCAGGCAAUUCCUUGUUUUAUGACAUCCACUACUGGAUUGGAAAAGACUCCUCCCAGGAUGAGCAGGGCUCAGCAGCAAUCUAUACCAUCCAGUUGGAUGAUUUUCUAGGCGGCAGCCCAAUACAGCAUCGGGAGGUCCAAGGGCACGAGUCAGAGUCCUUCAAGGGGUACUUCAAGCAAGGAAUCAUUUACAAGAAGGGGGGAGUUGCAUCUGGCAUGAGACAUGUGGACACCAACACAUAUGAUGUGAAGAGACUACUACAUGUCAAGGGAAAAAGGAAUGUCACAGCCACUGAGGUGGAGUUAAGCUGGAGCAGUUUUAACCUAGGUGAUGUGUUUCUACUGGACCUCGGCAGAAUUAUCAUUCAGUGGAACGGACCUGACAGCAACAAAGCAGAGAGAAUGAAGGCAAUGUUGUUAGCUAAAGACAUACGUGACAGAGAAAGAGGAGGCAGGAUGGAGAUCGGAGUGGUUGAAGGGGACAAUGAGAAAGCAUUUCCAGAAUUAACAAAACUUCUAACAAGCACGCUUGGAGAGAGAACCCAAAAGAUUGGACCAGGGAGUGCUGAUGAAGUUGCUGACCAAUCACAGAAGGCGAACAUUAUGUUAUACCAUGUUUCAGAUGCUAAUGGCAUAAUGGAGGUGACAGAAGUAGCAACACGUCCAUUAGUUCAGGAAUCUCUAAAUCACCAGGACUGUUACAUCUUAGACCAGGGUGGGUCCAAAAUAUAUGUAUGGAAGGGAAAAGGUGCCACAAAGGCUGAGAAGCAAACUGCAAUGUCCAGAGCAUUGGAGUUUAUUAAGAUGAAAUCCUAUCCGCACAGUACUAAUGUGGAAACCGUUAAUGAUGGAGCAGAGUCCGCGAUGUUCAAACAGCUCUUCCAGAAGUGGACAGUGAAAGACCAAUCUGUGGGCAUGGGAAAGAGCUUUAAUGCCAGUAAGAUUGCUAAAGUCAGCCAGGAGAAAUUUGAUGCCUCUUUACUCCAUGCAAAGCCAGCAGUGGCCGCACAGGAGCGCAUGGUGGAUGAUGGAAGUGGCAGUUUAGAGGUGUGGAGGAUUGAGAACCUGGACUUAGCACCAGUAGAAAAGCAGUGGUACGGAUUUUUCUUCGGUGGUGACUGUUAUCUUGUACUCUACACAUACCAUGUGAACAAGAAACCACAUUAUAUACUCUACAUAUGGCAGGGUCGUCACGCAUCGCAAGACGAACUGGCAGCCUCUGCUUACUUAGCUGUUCAGCUUGACCAGGAUUUCAAUGGGGAACCAGUGCAGGUGCGAGUGUGCAUGGGGAAGGAGCCCCGACAUUUCAUGGCCAUCUUCAAAGGAAAGCUUGUCAUAUUUGAGGGUGGUACGUCCCGAAAGGGAAGCCAGGAGCCUGAGCCACCUGUGAGGCUGUUCCAGAUUCAUGGCACGGAGCCCUCAAACACCAAAGCAGUGGAAGUUCCCGCAUUCUCCUCUUCCCUCAACUCCAAUGAUGUGUUCUUGCUAAAGACACAGACAGAGCAUUUCUUGUGGUAUGGAAAGGGCUCAAGUGGAGACGAACGAGAAAUGGCCAAGCAGUUGUCAGCCAUUUUGUCUGAUGGCAGUGAGGAAACUUUGGCAGAGGGACAGGAGACUGUACAGUUUUGGGAGAUUCUGGGUGGAAAGGCACCAUACGCUAAUGACAAGAGGCUCCAGCAGGUGGUAGAUGACGUCCACCCGCGGCUGUUUGAAUGCUCUAAUAAGACUGGCCGCUUUAUUGUAACCGAAGUCACAGACUUCAACCAAGAUGACCUCGACCCUAGUGAUGUCAUGCUCUUGGACACAUGGGACCAGAUAUUCCUAUGGCUUGGAUCAGAAGCAAAUGAUGCUGAGAAGAGUGAAGCCUCAGUAACUGCCCUGGAUUACCUGAAGACUCACCCCAGCGGGCGAGAUCCAGAAACACCGAUACUCAUUAUCAAACAGGGGUUUGAGCCACCAAAUUUUACAGGAUGGUUUCUGGCAUGGGACCCACAGAAAUGGAGUGGUGGUAAGUCCUAUGAGGAACUGAAGAAAGAACUGGGUGAUGCUGCAGGAAUAAAGAGAAUUACACAGGAAGUAAAUGGAGUCGCUCUUUCCCCCAGUACUCCAACCCAAAGGAAUAGUUACCAGAUCUUACCCCUUGAUGCCUUAAAAGGAAAACAGAAAGAUGAGCUACCAGAGUGGGUGGAUCCCACGAGGAAAGAGAUUUACCUAUCAGACCAGGACUUUGUUGCUGUCUUUGGGAUGACCAGAGGAGAAUAUUCAGCUUUACCUUCAUGGAAACAACUGAACAUUAAAAAGGAGCUAGGACUAUUCUAGAACUGCCUUCCAUACAGGACAGCCUUGGAAUUGUGGGCAUUACUAAAGAUUACCUGUUGGUUUUAAAGCACAAAACCAGUACCAGAAAAACUUGCAGCAUGGCAGUGCAUUGGGUAUCCAGUUGGCUGAAAUAAAAACAUUAUAUGUUACCUUUUAUGAGCUUUAAUUAUGCUAGUCAAUAAGACAAUGCCUGAGAUGCUGCAGGUUUAGGCCUUUGGUUCGCCUCCUUUUCCCAUCAUGCUUUGCAAGCCCCUGGUAUCACCAUUUGAAGGCCAAGCAACCCAUUAGAGGCAUUCCCUUCUGCCUUAUUACAUGUAACAUACAGGGAUGUAAUUACUGUUGUUUGUGAUGUCCUGUGUUUUUUUUUAAAGGUGCAAUGAGUAAAAGCCUAUUUGCCAUGUAUUUUGUUGGAGCAAUAAUGUAAGUAGGAUUUUCUUUUGGUAAAUGCUACAAAUAUAACAGUUAUCAAAUAUUACCGCAAAAUGUACUGCAAUUUUGGGAUGCUGCUGAAAAUAUUCCAUUCAGUGAAUAAGUUGGACUUGAAUAUAUAAUAAAAUGGUAGCUGUGGCGUAGGCACCAUAGAGAUGAA